AUGAAAAUUGUAAAUUUAACAUCGGGUAAAUUAUCAACUAGAUUGGCACAAAAAGGUACUAAAGGGUCACUUCAUUGUGUGCCAUCAGAUGUACAAGUUACUGUAACUGCAUUAUCUCGUCCAGUUGAUAAAUCUAUGAUGGUGCGAUUACAAUUGAAACGUCGACUAAAUGAGUCAAUAAUUGAAUCAAUGGAUGUUGAUACCAAUGAAGAAGAAAAUUUACUUGAAGAAACAGAAAUAUCUGAUAAAAAUCGUUUGAAAGCAUUAGCAUUAUAUGACAUUGAAAAUAAUACUAAUAGUGAUGAAGAAUUAGAUGAAGAUAAUAAAGAUAUUCGUACUAAAUAUAAUAUUGGUACAGAUUCAUGUGCUCAGCCAUGUGAUUUUAAUGAUUUUUUUAGUCUUUGA
Molecule: messenger RNA, 405 nt
Organism: Rotaria sp. Silwood1
Lineage: Eukaryota; Metazoa; Rotifera; Eurotatoria; Philodinida; Philodinidae
Source: the annotation of a GenBank genome assembly